AGCUCUGAUUCAUUGUGCCUUGUUUCAUUUGUGAAACCGUUAUUCAAAAGAAACAUCAAUGUUUCUUCUCAUCUGCUUGGCGUUCGUCGGUCUGUGUGCGGGAGAAGGAAACUUUACCGAUAUCUUCGAACAGACUAUCGACACUAACAAGAACAAGAUUCUUGACCUCCCCGAAUUCCAGGCCCUCUUCGACCAGAACGAUCUGAACAAGGACGGCCAGGUGUCCUUGGCUGAAAACCUGAAGUCAACUGGAACCUCGGGGAAAGGAGCAACUGCCUUCUUCACCCUUCUCGACCCCAACAAAGACGGCGUUAUUCACAGACCAGAAUUGCCUGCCGUUCUUAGCAAAUUCGACGUCAAUGGCGAUGGCACGGUCACGGAGGAAGAGUUUAUCAAGCGCCAUGGAGAACUUUACAAUACGGCCCACGGUACCCUGACGUCCGUUGGUAAAUAGAUGUCAGUUUUAUGAAUAAAGAUGCUUCAACAACC
This is a messenger RNA of Haliotis rubra (blacklip abalone), 489 nucleotides long. RefSeq names its product calmodulin-4-like. The record is from RefSeq and is a predicted model, not a curated record. Lineage: Eukaryota; Metazoa; Mollusca; Gastropoda; Lepetellida; Haliotidae. Gene Ontology annotation, molecular function: calcium ion binding. The coding region runs from base 59 to 454 and encodes 131 amino acids. The transcript is spliced from 6 exons.